CAGUAUGUUCUGCUCUUCACCACUUUGCUAACGAGCCGUCGUUGCGAGUUACGGUAGCGACGCCGACGACGGAAGGGUAAAACACACCGGCGUUGAUCCUGCCACUGAUUCAAUGGAGAGUGAAGCGAUUCAAGAGGAGCUCCAGAAUUUAGACGUUGAGUUAAAGGAUGUUCAAGGUCAAAUAAGUGCUUUGAUUGAGCAUCAAGAUAAAUUAUACGAGAGGAAGUCUGAGUUAAAGACAUUGUUAAAAGCAUUAGCAGCAUCAGGAAGCCCUGUUGCAUCAUCUGGUGGAUCUAGUGCUGUAGAGAAUUGGUCUGAGGCAUUUGAGUGGGAUUCUCGUGCUGACGAUGUUAGGUUUAACACCUUUGGUAUAUCCACAUAUAGGGCCAACCAGAAGGAAAUUAUUAACGCUAUAAUGUCGGGAAGAGAUGUUCUGGUGAUCAUGGCAGCAGGUGGCGGGAAGAGUCUUUGCUAUCAACUCCCCGCUAUACUUCGUGGUGGUACAACUCUUGUUGUCAGUCCUUUACUUUCACUGAUUCAGGAUCAGGUUAUGGGGUUGGCUGCUCUAGGAAUUUCAGCCUACAUGCUGACCUCUACUUCUGGCAAGGAAAAUGAGAAAUUUGUGUACAAGGCACUUGAAAAGGGUGAAGAUGACCUCAAGAUACUUUAUGUAACACCGGAAAAGGUAUCAAAGAGCAAAAGGUUCAUGUCGAAGCUUGAAAAGUGUCACAAUGCUGGUCGCCUCUCUCUUAUAUCAAUUGAUGAGGCUCAUUGUUGUAGUCAGUGGGGCCAUGAUUUUCGCCCUGAUUACAAGAAUUUAAGCAUUCUAAAAACCCAGUUUCCCAAAGUUCCUAUGGUGGCUUUAACUGCAACUGCUACACAGAAGAUCCAAAAUGAUCUGAUAGAAAUGCUGCAUAUUCCUAAAUGCGUCAAAUUUGUUAGCAGUGUUAACAGACCAAAUCUCUUUUACUCGGUGCGAGAAAAAUCGGCAGUUGGUAAAGUGGUGGUUGAUGAAAUUGCAGAUUUCAUACGGGAAUCAUACUCUAAUAAUGAAUCUGGAAUUGUCUAUUGCUUCUCACGGAAGGAGUGUGAACAGAUUGCAGGUGAUUUACGAGAGAGAGGGAUUUCUGCUGAUUAUUACCACGCAGACAUGGAUGUAAAUAUGCGCGAAAAAGUUCAUAUGCGAUGGAGCAAGAACAAGUUGCAGGUCAUUGUUGGAACAGUUGCCUUUGGCAUGGGAAUCAACAAGCCUGAUGUCAGGUUUGUCAUCCACCACAGUUUGAGCAAAUCGAUGGAGACUUACUAUCAGGAGAGUGGCCGUGCCGGUCGUGAUGGCCUCCCAUCUGAGUGCAUCCUCUUUUUUCGCUCCGCUGAUGUUCCCAGGCAGAGUUCCAUGGUCUUCUACGAGUAUUCUGGUCUACGGAAUCUCUAUGAUAUAGUUAGAUAUUGUCAGUCUAAAACCAAAUGUCGUAGAAGUGCUUUUUUCCGUCAUUUUGGGGAGCCAUCACAAGAUUGCAAUGGAAUGUGUGACAACUGUGCCUUGUCAAGUGAGGUCGAGGAAGUUGAUGUAUCGGACCUAGCUAAGCUCGUGGUUUCUAUGGUGCAAGAAAUGCAAGCUAAGGAUCAAAGAGUCACAAUGUUACAGCUGGGUGACAAACUCAGAAAUAAGCACAAAGAUCUAAGUGCUGAGUUAAAGAGAGACGAGAUAGAACAUCUUGUGAUAAAACUGAUCGUUGACUCGGUGUUGAAAGAAGAAUUCCAGCACACGCCGUACUCGACAAAUGCUUAUGUAACAAUGGGACCGUUGGCCAACCAACUGUUGCAAGGAAGAAAGACGAUUAAAAUGGAAUCCUCAAGCAAACAAAUCAAGAAAUCGAAAAGAAGUAUUUCAUUUUCCGGGUUAGAACUUAAGCUUGACGAGCUACGGAAGGAGAUAUCCGCAGCUGAUGGAAACAUACUCCCUCACACGGUCCUCUCAACCCAGCAGAUUGGCUCGAUAAGUUCCCAAAAACCAGAUUCAUUACAAGAGUUGGAGAAAAUUAUAGGAAAACUGAAAACAGAAAAGUAUGGAGACAGGAUUCUUGAGGAAGUAAAAAGACACGAUGCAGUCUCUGAGCAGCUUGUCGAAGACCCAGCAAAGGGAGAGACAUGUAAAAGCAGAUCAAGAAAGAGAGCUAAGACAGAGAAUGAAGUUGUUUUGUUAGAUGAAGAGGACGCUUGAUGAAGCAAAUAUCUUCUUAUUAAAUCAUCGUAGCUGUUAGGAGAAUUUUAGUUUUUCUCUCUUAAAGGUUCCAAAUCCACAUUAUUCUUAUGUAAGAAACUAACGGAUUUAAUAUCAUUAAAAAUAAUUACUAACAUACUCUGAAUGAGCAUCA
This is a messenger RNA of Capsella rubella, 2375 nucleotides long. Its product is annotated as mediator of RNA polymerase II transcription subunit 34. The record is from RefSeq and is a predicted model, not a curated record. Gene Ontology annotation, cellular component: cytoplasm; chromosome; mediator complex. The transcript is spliced from 20 exons. Gene Ontology annotation, biological process: double-strand break repair via homologous recombination; DNA replication. The coding region runs from base 113 to 2221 and encodes 702 amino acids. Gene Ontology annotation, molecular function: ATP binding; nucleic acid binding; four-way junction helicase activity. Lineage: Eukaryota; Viridiplantae; Streptophyta; Magnoliopsida; Brassicales; Brassicaceae.